Caenorhabditis briggsae is the source of this 915-nucleotide messenger RNA. Lineage: Eukaryota; Metazoa; Nematoda; Chromadorea; Rhabditida; Rhabditidae. The record is from RefSeq and is a predicted model, not a curated record. Gene Ontology annotation, molecular function: cyclin-dependent protein serine/threonine kinase activity; ATP binding. The annotation marks the transcript as partial. Gene Ontology annotation, biological process: regulation of mitotic cell cycle; protein phosphorylation. Gene Ontology annotation, cellular component: nucleus. The transcript has 2 exons.
UGUCGACACAUCUCCGAGUACCAUAUUCUCAACAAAAUAUCUGCUGGAACUUUUGGAGAAGUGUUUCGCGGCAAGCACACUCGUACCGAUGAGAUUGUAGCUCUGAAGAGAUUAAAUAUGGAGUACGAAGAGGAAGAAUUUCCGAUCACUGCACUUCGUGAGAUCGAUAUGCUUUUGAAGGCCGAUGAUCAUGAGAAUGUGGUUAAUGUGAGGGAGGUCUUGCUUGGCCGAACAGUUUUCGAUGUUUAUAUGGCAAUGGAAUACAUAGAAAAUGAUGUUAAGAACUGGAUUGACAUAUUGAAGCACAACGGCAAACGUUUCCGUAUUGGGCAUACUAAGAAUCUCGUCUGUCAGUUGCUCCAAGGAAUUUCUCAUUUGCAUGAUCUCUGGAUUCUUCACCGCAAUCUCAAGCCUGCAAAUCUUUUGAUCUCGAGCUCUGGAGUUUUGAAAAUUGCCGACUUUGGGUUAGCUCGCGAGUUUGUUGAAUCCAAAGACAUUGAAAAGCGAACGAAGAUGACGUUAAGAGUUGUAACGCUCUGGUACAGAUCCCCAGAGUUGCUUCUGCAUCCGAUAACAUAUUCUACUCCUAUUGACAUGUGGUCUGUCGGAUGCAUCAUGGCUGAAUUCAUCACAAUGCAUCCAUUGUUCCAAGGUUGCGAUGAGCCGAACCAAGUGGAUCUCAUCUUCCGAAUGAUGGGUACUCCCAGUGAAAAGAAUUGGCCAACAAUCAACGAGUUGCGCCUUUGGCAACCCGUUACUUAUCCAGUUUACAAGCAGGGAGAAUUUAGAAGAAAGUUCUUGGAGGCGAAAUUGUUGGAUGAAAAUGGAUUUGAUCUUCUCAACGGACUACUAACGAUGGAUCCAAGUCAACGUCUCACUGCAUCCGAGGCUUUGAAACAUCCAUGGUUCAAGUGA